AUGGUUACUACAGAACAAGCUUAUUAUAGUAGGGGAUUCAAGAAAUCAGUUUCUGAUACCCAUGCUUGGAGAACAGUUGAAAAUUCUGCUAAAUAUUUGAUACCAGUUAUUAAACCUGAUUUCAAGGUCUUAGAUGUUGGAAGUGGUCCUGGUUCAAUUACUAUUGAUUUUGCUAAAAAUUACUUACCCCAAGGCUCAAUUAUUGGUGUUGAACCAACACAAGAAUUAAUUGAUGUUGCUAAUGAAAACAAAUUAAAGAAUGAUUCUAAUUUAGAAAAUGUAUCAUUUCAAUUAGGAUCUAUUUAUGAUUUGCCAUUCGAAGAUAAUUCAUUUGAUUUGGUCCAUGCUCAUCAAGUUGUUAUUCAUUUACAAGACCCAAUUAAAGCUUUAAAAGAACUUGAAAGAGUUACCAAGCCAGGAGGUUAUGUAUGUGUUAGGGAUGCUGAUUUAGAAUCAAGUAUUAUUUACCCCGAAAAAUUUGAAUUUUUAAGUCAAUUUUAUGUUUUAAAGGGUAAAAAUGCUGUUUCUACUGACACAAGAGCUGGAAGAAAAUUAAGAGCUAGAGCAAUUGAAGCUGGAUAUGUACUUGAUAAUAUAAAAACAUCAUUUUCAUCCUGGUUGGUAGCUGAUGAUAUGGAGAUUAAAAAAAGAUGGACUGAUUCCACAACAACUAGAAUUAAAAGUGGCGCAGAAGUUGUUUUCCCAGAUGAUCCUGAGAAAAAUAAAGAGACUAAUGAGAAAGCAAUCAAAUUAUGGAAAGAAUGGCUGCAAGAUGAAAAAUCGACAUUUACAAUGGUACAUUUUGAAUUGACAUAUCAAAAACCUAUAUAG
Molecule: messenger RNA, 831 nt
Organism: Candida tropicalis MYA-3404
Lineage: Eukaryota; Fungi; Ascomycota; Pichiomycetes; Serinales; Debaryomycetaceae
Gene: CRG1
Product: Crg1p
Exons: 1
Coding region: 1-831 (276 amino acids)
Molecular function (GO): methyltransferase activity
Source: RefSeq, a predicted model, not a curated record